This is a messenger RNA of Trifolium pratense (red clover), 2128 nucleotides long. RefSeq names its product transcription factor TGA2.3-like. Gene Ontology annotation, biological process: regulation of DNA-templated transcription; DNA-templated transcription. Gene Ontology annotation, molecular function: DNA-binding transcription factor activity; sequence-specific DNA binding. The record is from RefSeq and is a predicted model, not a curated record. The transcript is spliced from 13 exons. NCBI's taxonomy places the organism in Eukaryota, Viridiplantae, Streptophyta, Magnoliopsida, Fabales, Fabaceae. Bases 265 to 1629 code for a protein of 454 amino acids.
AGAGACAAAAUUGUACUGUGUAACAUCAUUAACAAUAAGAUACAUUAAAGUUGUUUUUCUAUUUUAUUCCUUUUCGAUCAAAAAAGUCAAUAAGUCUUGUUCCUAUUUAUCUUCAACUUCUAACUGGUGAUUAGGGUUUGCAGUUCCAUUUUCUCAUCUGUUUCUUCUUCUGGUUUUUUAAGCUUCUGUUUUUCAACUUCAUGGUGUUCAGCUUUGUUUUUAUAAGGUUUGUGAAGAAAAGAUAAGAUAAGAAGAUGGUUAUUGAUGGGUAGUAGACGUAGAACUGCUGAGGACACUAACAAGGUUGUCAACGGGAUGCCAAGCUACGCUCCUCCAUUGCCACCUUCUAAUUCCAUGGGUAUGGAAGGAAAUAUUCAUCCUUCUCGACUUUCUGAUUUUGGAGCCAUCGAACAAUCUCUUGGAUUUCGCAUUGAAGAUGCCAUGAAUCUUAGCAGAAAUCCAGUGUUUAAUCAAAUGAAAUCAAAUAGCCAAGCUCUAGGUGCUGAUAUUCAAUUUGGUGCUUUAAACAAGGCAAUUGCUAACUCGGAUACAAAUCUCUCUGCUGCAAUUGGUGGAUCUCAGACAUUGCAAUUGCAAAAAGAGUCACAGUCAAAUUUGGCCUCAACAUCUGGUGGCCAUCGUGAGAACUGGGGAGAGUCCAACAUGGCUGAUGGAAGUGCUGAUACUUCAACCGAUGACACAGAAGACAAAAAUCAAAUGCCUGAAAGGGGAGAAUCUAGUGAAAGAUCGAAAGAUAAAUCAGAUCAAAAGACGUUGAGAAGGCUAGCUCAAAAUCGUGAGGCUGCCAGAAAAAGCCGACUGAGGAAAAAGGCAUACGUGCAACAAUUAGAGAGCAGUAGACUGAAAUUGACCCAACUGGAGCAAGAGCUACAGCGAGCACGCCAGCAGGGAAUAUUCAUUUCAAGCACCGGAGAGCAGACUCAUUCAAUGAGUGGAAAUGGCGCAAUGGCAUUUGAUGCUGAGUAUGCACGAUGGUUAGAAGAGCACAAUAGGCAAACCAAUGAGCUAAGGGCUGCAAUAAAUUCUCAUGCUGGGGAUAUUGAACUGCGUACCAUUGUGGACAAUUUCAUGACUCAAUUUGAAGAUAUUUACAGGCUGAAAGGUGUUGCAGCUAAAGCUGAUGUUUUCCACAUUCUAUCUGGAAUGUGGAAGACUCCAGCUGAGAGGUGUUUCAUGUGGAUUGGAGGCUUCCGCUCAUCCGAACUUCUUAAGCUUCUAGUAAGUCAUUUGGAGCCUUUAACUGAGCAACAAUUGAUGGGAAUCUACAACUUGCAACAGUCAUCCCAACAAGCUGAAGAUGCUCUCUCCCAAGGAAUGGAUGCAUUGCAGCAAUCACUUUCUGAGACAUUAGCUAAUGGUUCACCCAACCCAUCAGGUGCUUCUGGAAAUGUGGCAAACUACAUGGGCCAAAUGGCUAUGGCCAUGGGAAAACUUGGUACUCUUGAGGGGUUUCUUCGCCAGGCUGAUAACCUGCGGCAGCAAACAUUGCAACAAAUGCUUCGGAUAUUAACAACCAGGCAAUCAGCUCGAGCUCUUCUCGCAAUAAGUGAUUAUUUCUCCCGGCUGCGAGCACUGAGUUCUCUAUGGCUUGCACGGCCAAGGGAUUGAAAUGUAUCCAAACCUCUAUUUAUGUUCUUUCAAGCCUGGCCCCUUAAAAUGAAGCCGGUGUCUUUUGGCUAAUGAAUUCGUGUUGUGAAGAAGCUUAGUUGUGGUGCUUGCAAACAUUAGAUACUACGAUUUUUCUAUUCUCCUCCACCUACUGUUGGUGUGGUACAAACAUUUUUCUUUAAGCUUUUCUAUGCUUUGAAAAAUAGUCUUCAAUAAUUUGAUUAUAUAGGUGUAUGAUAGAUAGAGUUGAAGGGGGAAAAUGUAGAAAUAGUGUUUGUAUUUUAGGUUACAGCUUGUUCAUUUGAGGGUGAUUUCCUCUCUUUUAGUUUCGUUUUGCGCUUAAUGGUUUGUGGUUUCACACUUGUGUAUGUAUAUAUACGUUUUUUCUUGUGCUGUAUUGGAAAGACAUUACUGACUAGUAACUUAAUAUGUCUUGUGACAAAUAUUUGUAUAUAGUUUGUCUACUUGUUCAUGAGAAAAAGUGGUAAGCUCUUUCGAA